Molecule: messenger RNA, 561 nt
Organism: Aphanomyces invadans
Lineage: Eukaryota; Oomycota; Saprolegniomycetes; Saprolegniales; Verrucalvaceae
Exons: 2
Coding region: 18-440 (140 amino acids)
Biological process (GO): RNA catabolic process
Cellular component (GO): ribonuclease H2 complex
Source: RefSeq, a predicted model, not a curated record
UGCCACACUGACGACAUAUGACCAAGAGCGGGGAAAAGCUGUGCGCGACGCGGUGUCCGCUUCCACCUGCGACGGAGGAGCGCGUCCAUCUGCUUCCGUGCCGUGUAAAGCAUGAUGGUAAAGCCCGAAUCUCGUCGUACUUUGUCGUGGAUAAGACGACCAACACGGCGCGGUUCCGAGGCGUCCAGCUGCAAGGAAACCCCGUCGAUUUGCAUUCAUUGGGAUACACUGGCCUCCUGAUGGUCGACGAUGGUCUUCGCGACGAAAGCAUGAGAAAUGCAUUUGAUGACUCGGACGACACAGCUCCGACUAUCUGGGAAUUGGAUGGGCAUUUCGCCACGAUUGUCGAUUGGCAGACAAAAGAUAACGUGUCCCAUCCGCCGCUCAACUCCCGCUUGGAAUCAUGGGCGAAAUACGCUUCCGCCAUCCACGACGAAUGAUGCAUCACCAAUGCAUGUAGAGAUUUACAGUUCGUUAUCACCGGUGAUACGUUUGCUGUUUCAUCUCCUGAAUUGCCUUGUACCGUCCUGCAUAAUACCCUGACUGGUACCACGACAAGAG